Messenger RNA from Vavraia culicis subsp. floridensis, 375 nucleotides. RefSeq lists its product as uncharacterized. The transcript has a single exon. The record is from RefSeq and is a predicted model, not a curated record. Bases 1 to 375 code for a protein of 124 amino acids. NCBI's taxonomy places the organism in Eukaryota, Fungi, Microsporidia, Pleistophoridae.
AUGUUGCGCUUUCCACAAGCAAAACAUAAAUUUAGGGAUGAGAAUGCUUUCAGCUUGCCGCUCAAAAUGAUGAGAAAAAAAUAUUUAAAUGUGCAUACGGUGCGUUGCUCAAGAUGUAGUUUUGGUCAUGCUGGGGUCCUAUGCAUCUUUUUAGACUCCUUGGUGUGCAUGUUUGGUGUGCAUCUUGGAUGUGCAUGUUGGAUGUUCAAACUGGAUGUGCUCAUCAUAUAUGUAAAUCGGAUGUGCUCAUCAUUCUUCCUUAGGUUCGAUCUAAGGUAUUGUAUUACCAUGAGGCCCUCAAUAAGCCUACCUCCAACAGGAAGACUGUUCCACGCGCUAUCGCUCACAGCACUUCUGUUGGUUGAAUCUGCGUAG